Molecule: messenger RNA, 3215 nt
Organism: Sebastes umbrosus (honeycomb rockfish)
Lineage: Eukaryota; Metazoa; Chordata; Actinopteri; Perciformes; Sebastidae
Gene: prima1
Product: proline rich membrane anchor 1
Exons: 4
Coding region: 440-1099 (219 amino acids)
Source: RefSeq, a predicted model, not a curated record
CCUGCACAUCAAGUGAUGCUCCAGUAUAAAACAGCCCUCUGUAUUUUGGCACAGAGUGGAGGAUGCAUCAGUUUAACCCUCCGGACUCGCCCAUCACACUGCUCAGCUCAGCCUCUAGAUAAGUUGUGUGUGUGAUCCCAUUGUGAGAGGAAAAUCCUGCCGCACGAUAUUUCCUGAGGAUCUCUCUCUGUGUUUUUUUUUUUUUUUUUUCCUCUCUUCCUCCUCUUCUAUCUAACUUCGAUGGCCCAUUUGCACUCAUGCUCGCAGCCGAGGAGGGAUGUAAAGGCACGGGCCAUCCACCGCCCUCACAUUGCACAUCGGAGUAUAGCGGCGUGAUUCAGGUCGCUAUAUCUGAGUGCCAAUAAGAAAAAGAAACUACUUUUCGAGAUGUGAAUUAUCGAGAUUUUUGCUACUCAUUCCUGCCGGCUCUGCCUGUCCUAUGCUACCGACAACGGGAUUUCAAGAGGAAAAUGAUUGUGGCAUAAACUAUUUGUGGAGACGCUUGUUGUCACAGAUCUCGCCGCUGAACUGGACAGGGUGGAUGGUUAUUUCCCAAACACUUCAAGCCUAUGUAUACUGCAUUCAUUUGUUGGAAUCGCUGCCUAGUAUCUUCGAGAACAGCGCAAGAGGAAUGCUGGUCCAAGAUCUAAUGCCAUUUACUUUAAGUUUCUGGCCUUUUUUCUUCGGUCAUUGUCUUCUCUCACUGUUUUUACUCUCAUGCCAGGGAGAACUCCAGAGGUCAUGCUCACGGACUGUGGCGGAGAAAGUUAGUGAACAGUGCCAGCUGGCAUGCGGGUGUAGAAGAUACCCUCCUCUUCCUCCUCCACCGCCUCCACCGCCUCCCCCGCGGCUACUGGGCACCACAGUGGCAGAGCCCAUGGUGCCCUUGUUGAGGCCCUGGUGGAUGGAGAUGGACAUUGUAGUGCUCGGAACGGUGGGCUGUGCCUCAGUCGUCUUCCUCCUCUCAGCCAUCAUCAUCUGCUACAAGGCCAUCAAGAGGAAACCACUACGAAAAGAAGAGAACGGGACGAGUCGCGGGGAAUAUGCCAUGAGCAUCCGUAACAAGAAGGCCAUGGGUACGAACAACACUGUGGUAUAGACUGUCUCCUGGUGGACGCAGGAAGUGACAUCACCAUUGCCGUCUCUCACCUUACCCCCCCCCCACCCGAAUACAGCGAUCCCUUCUCACCCAGAAUGCAACAAGGUUUUACCCGAGGUUUUCGAAUAGGUAAACCUUCCCUCUUUGCUUGGCAUGUUGCCCGGACUGAAGACACCAUUCAGCUCGAGAGGAGCUGCGAAAAGAUGGAAGGAAAAAAAAAUGACGCCAGAAAGGACGGAGAGAGAAAUCCACAAACCCCCAUGGUGUCGAAAGUGGCACAGCAGGCUGAACAUUAUGCUCUUAGUAACAGCAAGUGUUGCUGACAGGCUGGUUGGCUGCUGGCUGGAGAGGGACUGUCUGCCAGUCUGCCGCAGAUCCAGACCUCACACAUUGUUGACAUCUGCAACGGAACAAUACAGCAUCCCUGCAGUCCACACGGGACGAGCCCAUCACACACAAUAAAUAAACGUGCAUGCAGUUUUUACAGAGAAUGCAACAUUUUUUUAUACUCCAAUCCCCACACUGUCCAUCUUUUGUUCUCCAUCUCUGAGACAGAUGCUUUGUGAGAAGGCAUGAUGUUGCUGUCGGCUCUGAGAUGUGGAUUCAUCUGACUAUGCAAUUUAAAGAAAUCCAUAUUAAAAAAAAAAGAGGAGCAAUGACAUCAACACGGGACGUUCUGGUUAUUUUACCAUGCCAAAAAUGCCACCGAAGACUCAAUGUAAUAUACUUCAGUCAUUCAUCGAUUUACUUGCUCAUUUAUUUACUACCUUUUGAAUUUAUUUUUCUACUUAAAAGAAAAAAAAACUGUCUUGUAAGUUACUCACAUCUUUACAAAUCUUGAUGAGUUCAUUUUAUUUCUCUGUUUUUUUUAAGUGAAUAAUUUAUAAAGCAUAUAAUUCAUUUGUGAUGCUCCGAUGCUUUAAGCCUGCUGUCAGUUUGUUGAGACACUGAUGCAGAAAACGCGCUUGCUCUGCAAAGAGUUUUGGUAUCAGUUGUUCUGUCUCUCUGGGUGUUUGAUAUGCUUUUCCCUGAGACUUCUGCUAAAAAAAAGUCAGGGGUCUCUACGAUGUGCUAUGUGAAUGUGUGUUUCCCAAACAUUAUUUCUGUGCUGCAUCAGUCCCCAAUUUUAAUUUAUUAUCUCAAGGCAAGCGCCCCCCUAACAAGUUAAACCUGCUAUCACAAACCAGAGUCUUGGGGUCAGCUAGAUGCCUUCAGCCACGCUUUGUUUUGAAUUCGACAAUCUUCAUUUUUCUAUCUGUCAAGAAGGGCUUAGCCCAUCGCUAUAGAAACAGGGGACAUGAGCCCAGUGCUGACCUUGUGACUGGUGAGAGACAGGAGACUUAGCCAAUAGCCAGAGAUCAGGUUGCACAGAGGAUGGCCUCAGCAGGGAUGUGUGUGACUCAGUGCUGUCACCGGCAUCCUCCACAUCCCCGCUGGAAAAACACAACUGAGCUGAACUGGAGCAUCACUCAACGCUGCUCUGCUUUUAUACAUUAAAUCUGUGUGUGCGUGUUUGUGCGUGUGUGUGUGUGUGUGAGUGUGUGUGUGUCUGUGCGUGCAUGUGUGUGAGUGCGUGUGUCCGUGAGUGUGCAUGCAGAUGAGUGUACUCAGCGAGAGUGGGCUGUACUCUGUGGCUGUCAGUUAAGUAUAGAUAUUGGCUAAACUGUGGAAAUUUGGAAAAAACACAUGCUUGCAUUUAAACAUGCACAGAUAUUAGCUACCAGUAUACCCCAACCAUGUACCUAUAUGAGAGAACUGAUGGAUGCAUGAAUGUAAAUAUUGAUAUUUAAAUAUCUGCCUUCUGGACUGUUAAUUCAUGUACAGUGUAACAGAACAUAAUGUUUAUACAUAGUAAAACGAUGUGCUACCAUUUAGAAAUUAUGUCAAUGUCGUCAUGUUGAUGGAGCAAGCCAUUAAUGUAUAUAUGGCAAUCAAUAGUACAUACACAAUUUAUGCAUUAUACCAAACAGAUAGAAAGAUGUGCAUAAGUUGAUUUCAUUGCUGAGUUUUUCAGUUGUAAAUAAAACUGUACAUAACAACAGACCCACAGUCUAUUGUGUUUAUGUGCAGGUAUAAAUCUGUUGUAUAGGUGAUAAAAGUGAGCCUGUUCUAUCCA